AUGGCUGCCUCGCACGUCCCCCCUCAUACACAUACGCACUCUCAUUCCCACGCCCACGACGCCGGCUCUCAUGGCCACACGCACGACAUCCUGGAUGGCCCGGGGUCAUUCCUGAACCGCGAAAUGCCAGUGGUCGACGGCCGCGACUGGAACGACAGGGCGUUCACAAUUGGGAUCGGAGGGCCAGUUGGAUCGGGCAAAACGGCUCUUAUGCUGCAGCUCUGCUUGGCCCUGCGAGAUAUUUACAACGUUGCUGCUGUGACGAAUGAUAUUUUCACCAGAGAGGACGCUGAGUUCCUCACUCGCAAUAAAGCUCUCUCCCCUGAGCGUAUCCGUGCCAUCGAAACCGGGGGGUGCCCGCAUGCUGCUGUUCGCGAAGACAUCAGUGCUAAUCUUCUUGCUCUCCAGCAACUCCAGCGCAAGUUCCAAACCGACCUGCUCCUCAUCGAGUCAGGCGGUGAUAAUCUAGCAGCAAAUUACUCUCGCGAGCUGGCAGAUUAUAUAAUCUAUGUUAUUGAUGUUGCUGGUGGGGAUAAGAUCCCGCGUAAGGGUGGCCCCGGAAUCACCGGAAGUGACUUGCUAGUCGUGAAUAAGACAGAUUUGGCAGAGGCUGUUGGGGCAGAUCUAGCCGUAAUGGAAAGAGAUGCGGCGAAGAUGAGGGAAGGAGGACCAACCAUUUUUGCGGAGGUGAAGAAUGGCAGAGGUGUUGAGCAUAUUGUGAAUUUGAUUGUCAGUGCGUGGAAGACAACCGAGGCGUAUGAAAUUAGCCUUGCAAGAUGGAAGAACGGGGCGCCGAAGACUUCAGGACCUGUGUAG
Ophidiomyces ophidiicola is the source of this 816-nucleotide messenger RNA. RefSeq lists its product as uncharacterized. The transcript is spliced from 3 exons. Bases 1 to 816 code for a protein of 271 amino acids. The record is from RefSeq and is a predicted model, not a curated record. Gene Ontology annotation, molecular function: GTPase activity; nickel cation binding. Lineage: Eukaryota; Fungi; Ascomycota; Eurotiomycetes; Onygenales; Onygenaceae.